ACUUGUGAAUUCUGUGAGAAAAAAUAAGAGAAGAAAGCUUUAAACUCUCCUUUGAGAGGAGGAAAAAGCUGAGGAUGAAUUGUCUGAGUGAGUGUGUGUCUGAGCGAAACUGGACACCGAGUAAGCUUGUGUGUCAAAGAAUGGACUAAAUGUGGAAAGGAAUGCGUGACUGAGUGUAACUGGAGAUUGAAGCAGCGCUGCAAGUAACUGUUGGAAGAAAGUUUAUGCAUAAGACAGAGGCCUCUGUUUGCAGUAAUAUUGCAUGCUGCAUGUUGAAAAAUUAAUCUGUAUUGCAGUGCAUAAAUUGACUCGUUCCCCAACUCACAAAUAGUGGUCUGGUGAAAUCUGACACUAAGCUACUUGCUAACGCGCAUAGAGACAAGCACUGACAAAAUAAAAUAGUGCUCUUCUCUCGUGCAGCUACAAGGAUGUAAUCUGUACUAUUAUAACUGUUAAAAUGAGACCGCUGAACUCUUUUGGUUUCCUUCCAACAGAACACGACUCCUCCCAUUGGACCGACGCCUAGAAACAGGAAACGGAGCUGCGGCGCACCCAAGUGGUUUUCGUUUGAGUUGCAUGAUUAUCAUAUUGUAUUAAAAGCAGGGUUGAUUAAAUAGGAUAACAAUGAGCACGCCACAGGCUAUUGUUGGCAUUCGUCAUCCCCAUAGGAUGAAAGAGAUUCAACACAUGUCUGAAAAAUGGUGCAAAAGAACUAAAAAUUUGAUAAAUCCAUGGCCUGUUACAGGAAGCUUUGACCCACAGAUUUGUGAAUUAAUGCAACAUCGCAUUGAAGAUUACAAAGCUGAAAAUAAUUCUAAGAAACGACAAAAGAAACGACAGCUUGAAUUGGAAAUUUUAAAUUUAUUUAAAAUUAGCAAGCCAAUUAAACGAAAUGUUAAAACGAUUGUGUCUUUCACGGAUAGUCCAGGGGAAACUGGAAACUGUACUAACGCCGAACUUUUUCCAAAUUUAACAGGAACGAUAAAAUUUGAUGGGGACUUUAAUCUUGAUGACCAGCAGAGCCUUCUAGGGGGACUGACUGAUGCUGGCGUACCCGGAAAUGUAAGUGAUAUCCAAAAUAGGUUAUCUGCUGCUUCAGGGCUCGCGGAGAAGGGACCUCCUACUGAUGCAUUGCCCCAACCAGACCCACCCAACUUCAAACAGCGGGGUGCGUCCUUACAGGGCACUGGGGAAGCACACGCCCAGGUAGGAAGGCAUUCAACCUCUAUACAUUCUCCUCGAGAAAAACAGGAAACUCCUCCCCAUCUGGCCAUUCCAAAAUACUGUAGUACACAGCGACGUCAGUCUGGAAUCAUUAACUGUUACCUUUCGAUCCUGGUAAGACAGAUGAUAGCUUUUGGAUGAACUUAGGACCACGUCAGCAAGAUUUGCAACGUGAGUUGGGACGGAGCCAGAUAGUUGAGAUGGAACAGGAAAUAGAUGACUUAAAUGAGGAGGUGGAGGGGGCCACUUCAGGAGGCGGAGUUUCCAUGCCUGCAUGCUUACAGAAACCCGGCACGUCCACAGGGGUCCCUAGAGACGAAUAUGAUUUAAGAUACAGACCUAACAUCAGACCUCCUGACAGAUUGAAGGGGGGGGAGUUCCCAAUUCUGAUACGGGGAACAAGGGCUGAUUAUCAUCCUUUUUCAGCUCGGGACCUGACAGGUUUGGUCUCAGAGCUCCCUCAAACAUCCGCAGGAGGAGGCAAGUGGAUUAAGGCUUUGGAAUCAAACACGGCUGGAACAUUUCUUUCACUGGGUGACAUCAAAGCUGUCCUCGCUCAGGUUUUGGGGUUGUCUAAAAUGCAGCAGUUUUUCAGAGACAAUGAACUGGACUGGAUUUUGAGUGAAAGGGCAGAUGGAACAGAAUUAGCAGCCUAUAAGGGGGUGAUUUGGCAAGGAAUACGCAAACAGUACCCUAAUAAAAUUGAUGUUGAUGCUUUAAAAGGGGAACCUCUGAAGGACGACCAGAACCCAGCAGCAUACAUCGAUUCAAUGCCAAAGGAUGUCAGCAGACGUUUGGAGGAUGUCGUUGGUCUAACAUCUAUGCCAGCGCAACAGUUCCGUGAUCAUGUGGUUCAUGCAGUAACCCGAUACAGGAAAGACCUAACUAAGACUUCUGAACAGGACCUCCAGAUUCAAAGGAAGCUGGCACAGAUGCAACUAAAUGAUUUGCAAGGCAAGCUGAAAGAAAAGGUUCAAGCUGUUGUGUUCACAGAUCCAGGUGCGGGACGGACUGCUGGAGUUCCUGAGUCAACACAGGCCGCUAGGGGUCCCCAGCCGUUCCGUCCUUCAUACUCAAGGCUUGGUACUCCCUCGUCUGGGGCGUGGCAGGGAUCCAACCGCUGCUGGUAUUGUGGCAUGUAUGGACAUUUUGCAAGGGCGUGCCCACGGCUUAUGCCCCUCCCAGCAGGUGGUCCUGGAAGAAACGGAGGCUUCCCUAGAAGAGGUGGAGGUGGACCCCUGGGUGGCCCACAACCAAGACCCUCUCAGUUUUAGGGGGGUCCCGAGGAUCCUGCGGGUAAAGGAAAAAGCGAACGAGCCAAAACCAGUCUCUGUGACAUCUGGUCCAGUGGUGCCCGGGGAUAAGGUGUACAUUAAGGAGUUUCGAAGAAAGUGGAACACUCCUAGACGCCGAGGUCCUUACACGGUGGUCCGUGCCACACCGACUUCGGUCCAGGUUGAGGGGAGCGUCGCUUGGCAUCAUCUGAACCAUUGCUCGUUGGCACCUACGACCAACAACUGCAAAACGGGCCCUGGGGACUGGUCGGACUGUACAGCGUUCUCAAAUGACCAGUCCCCCAAAAGGGGAAGUAUCGCCUCGCAUGCAUCUGACGAAGAUAGUCCUGUCAGGGCAGAUUCAGAGUUCCCGCCCGAUGAUGUUGUGGUUGACAUUCCUUUGGUUUCUUCUUCUGGGCGAGACAGGGAUCUCGGCAGGGACAAUUCAACCAAUCCGGACCCGAAGCAACAGUCACCACGUCGUCCCAUCACCAGGGCCUUCUCAAGGAAACAGAGGGGCAACUGCGCAACGAGGGAGCGACCUCAGUGACCAAGGGGAGUACGACUCACAUGCCAAAUGUCAUUAUCGGUCAGGUCUCUUGCCGGCAUGCACCCGCACACAUCUACACACCACCCGUGACUCAGUAUUUCAGACAGAUGUUGCCCUUUUGGCACAACAUAGGCGGAAAGUAAGAUCAAUUAAGGAACUAGAUGUAGAGGGCCAUAACAUUCCAGUGAAUCCUGGGGUGGAUGAUAAAAGCGGUGCUCAGGGAGGUGAGGUUUUGGGGUCCAGGCUAGAACCUCUGGGCUCAGACUUAAGUGUUUAUGUUACCACAGCUGCUACUGCCAAGCAAUGGGGAGUUCACUUUGUAAAGGAGGGGCCCACUCCCCCUCUAGCUGUGGUUCCGGCCCUGGAGCCGGAUAAGGUUGGUCUUGAAGCAAUCAUUACUCCACGCCCACAGGCAGGAAUAGGUAACCAUCAGUCAGUACCAGGAGGACUGGGGUAUGAACACUUAGCACGUAUAACAUCCUUAAUGGUUGACCAGGUAUGGGCUGCUGCUUGGAACACACUGGAAGGUCUAUUGGAGAUUGGGAAGGUUGUAAGUUCUUACCAGACCACAGUUAAUACCCCUGUUGUGAAUAAAGUUGCUUUUACACCUGAACCGCAGCCCACCGUGGUUGCUGAUGGCCAACCAGACAGUGGGGUGGUUGAGUCAUUCACUCUUCCCCCUCUAGGGUUAGAUACUUUGGUAGAUAGUUAUCAUGAUAAAACAUUAGAGGGGGGGGAGGAUGUAAAGGGGCAACCGGAAGUACGAGGGUUUAGACCUAGUAAAGAUUACUUAUGGAAGGAAGCGAUGGCCAACACUUGGUAUCGCUGGGCUUGGCUGUCAGUAAAGGAAAUGACUUCGGAGGAAUGCAUAUGGUGCUCAAAGGCGCCUGGAGCCCCUCCGGUUGUUAUCCCAGACAAGUACAACUCUUGGGAGCAUGCUGGGAAGAGCGACUGGUCCCUUGAUUGGUUGGACCAGUUAAUGGCUGACUGGAAAAAUGUAUUGAUAAAGGUGGGAGUUGGGUCAGCUUUGGUUCUGAUCCUUCUUUUCUUGUUUGGCAUGUGCAUCGUUCCCGCCCUGAGGAGAGCAUGGAGUACGAGUCUCAAGAAACAGACAUCCUUCAUCAUGGCUGCCCAAUUGGUCCGUACUGAGUUGGACCUUUGACGUCUCAAGAGAACUACAGUCGGUUGGACAAAAGGGGCAGCAGCCUGUAACGGAAGGCUGGUGACCCAACACUCCUGUUUGCCUCCGGCCUGGAAAAAGACUCUAUCUUGUGUUAUUCACGUGUGGUUUUUGUAGUCAGAAAUCCUCUGUAAUAGGUUAUCCUUGUGAAAACAGAUUGUAAUGGAGUUUCUUUGUUGUGUGUGUAUGGUUACUUGCUGUCAUAGUGCUUAGAAGGUCUCGUGCAGGGGUCCACUGGCCUACCCGUGCCUGAGUGUCAAGUAAGAUCAAAAGUUACCGGUGCUCGCCCAACAGGGGGGGCACGGGGGAAUUUUUUUCUCCCUUCGGGGUUUUUUUCGCCCUCGUACGGGAGGUUCAGA
Messenger RNA from Melanotaenia boesemani (Boeseman's rainbowfish), 4587 nucleotides. RefSeq lists its product as uncharacterized. Bases 2365 to 3048 code for a protein of 227 amino acids. The transcript has 2 exons. Lineage: Eukaryota; Metazoa; Chordata; Actinopteri; Atheriniformes; Melanotaeniidae. The record is from RefSeq and is a predicted model, not a curated record.